Messenger RNA from Oncorhynchus kisutch (coho salmon), 2048 nucleotides. RefSeq names its product protein farnesyltransferase/geranylgeranyltransferase type-1 subunit alpha. Gene Ontology annotation, molecular function: CAAX-protein geranylgeranyltransferase activity; protein farnesyltransferase activity. The transcript is spliced from 10 exons. The record is from RefSeq and is a predicted model, not a curated record. Bases 488 to 1495 code for a protein of 335 amino acids. Gene Ontology annotation, biological process: protein geranylgeranylation; protein farnesylation. Lineage: Eukaryota; Metazoa; Chordata; Actinopteri; Salmoniformes; Salmonidae. Gene Ontology annotation, cellular component: cytoplasm; CAAX-protein geranylgeranyltransferase complex; protein farnesyltransferase complex.
ACGUUGGACGAAAACUUUACACGUUGCAUUUAUAUGUGUUCAGUAUAACAAGGGCCAUGUUCGAAAUGAUCAAAAUCGUAAUGUAUCAUGGGUAAAUUGUGACUGACUGACUGGUCUAAAAAUAAUGAGUCGUUUAUGAUGCAAUGUUCUUUGUUGAUCAGUCAGUCCGCAGUCGCCUGCAAUGUCGGAUCAAGACCUGUCUUUGGUAAACCUGUGAGUAUGCCACAUUCAAAACAACUGGGAACUCCGACUUCAGUGCGUUCGAGACAAUAGGGAUCUGAAAAAAGCAAGCUCCAGACUGAGAAAAAUCGGUUCGAACGGUCAUCCAACUCGGAAUUCCAUGUCGGGAACUCCGGCCUCUUCCUAGAGCUCUGACUUUCCGAUCUGAAGAUCACUGACGUCCACAGGAGAAUUGCAGGAUGAGAGGAGGAGCGAGGAAGGGGUCGAAGAGGAGCCCGAAAUUGACUAUGAAAACCCGUUCCGUUAUAUGUUUUACAGAGACAGAAAAGAAUGGGCUGAUUUAGAACCUGUUCCUCAAGAUGAUGGUCCCAAUCCUGUUGUGAAGAUUGCCUACUCUGACAAGUUCACAGACGUGUAUGACUAUUUCCGAGCGUUAUUGAAGAAUGAUGAAAAAAGCGACAGGGCAUUCACGCUGACGGCUGAAGCUAUUGAACUGAAUGCUGCAAAUUACACUGUAUGGCACUACCGGCGAGUGUUACUGCAGGCCCUGGAGAAGGACCUGAGAGAGGAGAUGAGGUACAUUACGGCCAUCAUUGAGGACCAGCCCAAAAACUACCAAGUCUGGCACCAUAGACGUAUGGUAGUGGAGUGGCUGAACGACCCCUCGGAAGAACUGGAGUUCAUUGCAGAGAUCCUAAGUCAGGAUGCUAAGAACUACCACGCCUGGCAGCACAGACAGUGGGUCCUCAAGGAGUACAAGCUGUGGGACAGUGAGCUGGAGUAUGUGGAGCAGUUGUUGGAGGAGGAUGUGAGGAACAACUCUGCAUGGAACCAGAGGCACUACGUCAUCUCCCACACAACAGGCUACUCAGACCCAUCCAUACUCAACAGAGAAGUACAGUACAGUCUCAAACAGAUCAAGAAGGCUCCCCACAAUGAAAGCGUGUGGAACUAUUUGAAAGGGAUUCUGCAGGACCGGGGCCUGUCGUCCCACCCGGGUCUCCUGGAGCAGAUCCUGGAGCUCAAGGAGACCCACUGCUCGCCCUACCUGCUGGGCUUUCUGGUGGACAUCUACGAGGACUCCCUGGAGAACACCUCAGGAGACCAGGUGGAGGUCCUUAGCAAGGCCCUGGAGCUCUGUGAGCUCCUGGCCCAGGAGAGGGACACCAUCCGGAGGGAGUACUGGAGCUAUGUAGGCCGCUCCCUGCAGACGAAAUACUGCUCUGGUGACCCCUCUACCACCAGCAGCGCCCCAGAAACUGACCGAGGAUCAGCCUCAGUCUCCGUUCACCAGGAGACCACCUGCAAUAGCUAAAAGAAGACAGAACCCAAUGGGAGUCUAGGGAGCAACUACUUUUAUUCAGUCUGCGUUUGUUUGGCAAUAGCGCAGCAUUACCACAUUGGUUAAAUAAAAUACAAAGAGAAAUAACAACAGAAACACUAAGCUUACUGUAAAAGAGAACUCACUGCAGAUAAGUAUUAUGACUUAGGAUAGAAGAUAUGAAUGCCUGCUGUCAUUGUCAUGUAUUAAGGUUUAUAGCCAUAGGUGAGCUAGUUUGGAUGUUGAUGACUUGAGUGUGUGCUAACGAAGAGUCUUAUUGCUGUGAAUGUUGGCUUUCAGAUCAUACUGUAUCUAGAGUAAUUAUGCUUGUUUUGGAUUUCUUCUGCUGCGCAGUACACAGGGAUAUUUGUAUGUGACACUGUAGCUAAGAUGUUGCUUCUUGCCUAAAAGCCCUUAAAACAUCUCUGUGUAGAUAGAUAUAUAUUGCUGUCGUUGCCAAAACACUGUAUAACCAAACUCGGCAUUGCUGUAGGCUACAGAGUCUUUUGUACGCUAUAACUAAUUAUAUGGUUAUUCUAAACUGGAA